This is a messenger RNA of Heteronotia binoei (common prickly gecko), 1146 nucleotides long. RefSeq names its product peroxiredoxin like 2A (gene PRXL2A). The transcript is spliced from 6 exons. NCBI's taxonomy places the organism in Eukaryota, Metazoa, Chordata, Lepidosauria, Squamata, Gekkonidae. The record is from RefSeq and is a predicted model, not a curated record.
GGCGUUCUGCUUGGGCGCCUCGCGGCUGCUUGAAAGGCCACUGCAGCCGGCGGGCUCCGGCAAAGCGCAGCAGGCGCCGGUUGGAGGAGGCUGGAUUCGGCGACGCUCGCCUGAGCGGGGGGCAAGAGCCCUCCGGAGCAUCGCUAGCUGUCCUUGGAGUAUAUGUCUUCACAAUUCGAGCUGGGGUGCUUCACUGUGGCGAUGUGGUCCAUCGGCCUCGGGGCCAUCGGGGCCGCUGUGACGGGGGUCAUCCUGGCCAACACAGACUUGUUCCUGUCUAAAGCGGAGAAGGCAUCGCUGGAAUUUCUGGAGGAUAUAGACCUGCAGACCUUGGGAGAAGAGCAGAGAAUGUUCAAGGCUGGGGAGCUGUGGAGGAAGAACGGGGCCGUGAUCAUGGCGGUGCGGAGACCCGGAUGAUUUCUGUGCAGAGAGGAGGCCGCCGAGCUGUCCUCUCUGAAGCCUCAGCUCAGUCAGCUGGGGGUCCCACUUUAUGCUGUCGUGAAAGAGAAGAUCGGCACUGAAGUGGAGGAUUUCCAACCCUAUUUCCAGGGAGAAAUUUUCCUGGAUGAAAAGAAACGAUUCUACGGGCCUCGCAAGAGGAAGAUGCUCUUUCUGGGCAUCGUCCGGUGGAGCGUCUGGAAGAACUUCUUCCGUGCUUGGUGGAGCGGCUUCAGCGGCAACAUCGAAGGAGAAGGCGUCAUCCUGGGUGGUGUUUUCGUGAUCGGGCCUGGGAAGCAGGGUGUUCUCUUGGAGCAUCGCGAGAAGGAGUUUGGAGACAAAGUAAGCCUGGCCGCUGUCCUGGAUGCCGUUAAGAAGAUAAAACCGCAAUCUUCUGAGCGUUAAAAUAUAUAUCCCGCCCUCCUAAUUGCGGAAUCUGCAAUGGCUGUGUUGGAAGCGCAAGCUGAAAUUCCUUCUGGCAGCUGAAAUCCCACCAGAAUGGCUGCGUUUUGUACCGCUGGCUCAAGAUAUCCAGGGGUCCUUUCGGUGGUUGUUUUUGACUGGAUCAAUGAAAGGCUUGGAUCCAAAACCUUCGGACCUAGUCCGGAUGCUUUCCAGUUAGAGCAAAACCAUCGGGGGAUGUCUUGAUAUCUGUCAGAUGAAAGCCUGGUGGGGAACUAAUAAAAACUGAAAUUGUUAAAGGCUAAA